AUGGAUUGUGAUAAUGAUAGAAAUGAUAAUCCGCCACAGAUUGAAUCUAACCAAGACACUCUAUCAGAGUUGUUCACAAAUUUAAACAUCCACAAAGCAAAAUCAUCAGAUUUUUCAGCUGAUUUUGAGCUAAAUCAGCUAAAUUUACCUAACGAAGACUUAAUUAAAUGUGCAAUUUCUUUAAUCCAAGCUGAGGAUUCCACAAGCCAUAUCAAAGCAGCCCAUAUUAUAAGAAAUCUCACUUGUAAAGAAACAGACCCUCCAUUCCAGCAAAUUAUGAGUUCUUGAAUAAUCCCGCAUUUAAUCCAACUUAUCCCAAAUUAUGACGAGACUUUUGCGCUCGAAAUAGCAUGAAUUUUAUCAAAUUUGGCAUCAGGCAAUGAAAUCUGUAUACAAUAUGUAUAAUUUAUGAACCAUAAUAGAUCGCUAUCCCCAAGCAGAAUAACAGCCAGAAAAAUAUGGUCCAGGGGUAUCUGCCUUAUACAGUCUAAGUCUGAUUAGGCAUCUUAAAACCAUGGUCAAUAAUGAUCUAAAAUAUUAUAGGGGCUAUAUUAUCUAUAAGGAGCAUUGAGCUUUUUAAUUGAUUAAUUAAAAAGGCAGGAAUUCGACUUUUUACACAAAUUAUGUGGGCAAUUGGGAAUAUUGCUGCCGAGAGUGCUAGGUAUAGAAAUUUAAUUUUAAACGAAAUUGAUAUGAAGACGGUAGUGGGCUAUUUAAAUGGGCUAGAUGAGUCACAAAUUUCUUUUACUUUGGUAUGAAGUGUUUCAAAUUUGAUAAAAAUCCAGCCAAUCCCUCAUGAUCAUGAAAUUAAGCCUUUUAUUCCUUUUAUAACAAGGGCUCUUUUAUAUAGUGAAGACACAGAAACACUGAUGAAUGCACUAUGGUCUUUAUGAUAUUUAACUAAUGAAAACAGCUCUCCAAAGUAUUUCCCAGACCCCCUCAUUAUAAAAAUUAUAUCUUUAAUAAAUUCUCCUGAAGUUUGCCUUGCAUUCCCAUCUUUGAAAGUCUUUGGAAAUUACUGUGUAACAGAUGCAAAUAUAAAUCUUUUAAUCAAUUCUGGCAUUUUAAUGAGCCUUUAUCAAAUUAUUUAUGAAACUCAAUUAAAAUGUUUAAAAAAAGAAAUUUAUUGGAUUUUAUACAAUUUAUUUGUAGAAAGUGACGAAAUAAUUGAAGAAGCCUUGAAAUGUGGAUUUUUUGAAUUAAUGAGGCUAACACUAGAGAAUGAAAGUUUGGUUGUGAAAAAAGAAGGAAUUUAUGCACUUUGCAAUGCAGCUUCAGCUUGCAAUCCUUUGCAAUCAAAGCGGAUAUUAGAUUUAGGGAUCGGAGAAAUUUUAAUAGAAGAAUUAGGAAAAGAUGAAGAGACUGAUGAAUUUAUACUUCAUGCCAUGACUGAUUAUAUAGAAGACGAGUAUAGGCUAGAUAUUAUUCAUAUCGACAAUUAUUUAGGAAAGCUAAAUACUGUUAAGAGACAGGUAGAUGAAGAAUUAUAUGAAAAACUAAUUUCAAAACUUGAAAUGAUUAGGAUUAACGCGCUAAUAACAAAUUAUGUUAAUUAA
Molecule: messenger RNA, 1556 nt
Organism: Blepharisma stoltei
Lineage: Eukaryota; Ciliophora; Heterotrichea; Heterotrichida; Blepharismidae
Source: the annotation of a GenBank genome assembly